Messenger RNA from Diaporthe amygdali, 288 nucleotides. RefSeq lists its product as uncharacterized. The record is from RefSeq and is a predicted model, not a curated record. The transcript has a single exon. The coding region runs from base 1 to 288 and encodes 95 amino acids. NCBI's taxonomy places the organism in Eukaryota, Fungi, Ascomycota, Sordariomycetes, Diaporthales, Diaporthaceae.
AUGUCCUUCAAACCACAUGAUCACGGCCUUGCUCCAGGCCUCAUCGACGCCCGGGAGAAGGAGGUUAUGGACGAGAUUGACAAGCUCAUUGACAAGAAGCUAUACUUCGCCUUGGCCCGGAUCAUUCCUAGCGACCCGAACGCUGCCCAUAUCGUCAAUGACCCCGAGAUCCAAGAGCAGGCAAACAAUCUGAAGACGGCCGUCGCGGCCGUUGUGGAGAGACACGAAAGCAUUAUUUCCACCAUUGCGAAAUCGAAGAGGGACAAAGACAAUGACAAGCCAGUGUGA